Penicillium arizonense is the source of this 3444-nucleotide messenger RNA. RefSeq lists its product as uncharacterized. Gene Ontology annotation, cellular component: cytoplasm. Bases 1 to 3444 code for a protein of 1147 amino acids. Lineage: Eukaryota; Fungi; Ascomycota; Eurotiomycetes; Eurotiales; Aspergillaceae. The record is from RefSeq and is a predicted model, not a curated record. Gene Ontology annotation, biological process: chromatin remodeling. The transcript is spliced from 2 exons.
AUGGCGACGUCCACUCAAGCAGCCUUUAACCAGCUUCGGCAGCCAUGCGUUGAGCUCAACAAUGUUGUUCUCCAGUUCCGCGGAAACCACGCUUCCGCCGCGGACGUCAGUCGGGCCCUCGAACCGGUGUAUACCUGUUUGAACACACUCGCGGAGGAUGGUACGCUUGACAAGAGACUAGCUGAAUACGUCUUCUUUCCACUAUCCCAAAUCUUCAACGAGACUCAAAGACUCUCCGCAAGAUGUCUUGAGGUUGCGGUCAGCUCCCUGCGAAUAUUGGUAUCUCAUGGAUGGGGCCACGAUCUUACGCCCGAUAUGGGCAAGCAACUCAUAAUUCUGUUGACGUUAAUUGUGGGAGGAUCACCGAAUAAAGCCAAAGCCCAGGCGCCGAUUGUGCCCGAAGAAUUGUGCAUUGCUGGAUUCGAUUGUCUCGCUGCUAUUUUCAAGGCUUUGAGAGGCGAUGUUGCUCAACAGAAAAUCUUUCAUGAAAUUGGCACGGCGACAGUCAUCGAUCAGACAGUUUACAUCCUGCUUGAGGGCGUUGUCGAUGAAAGGUCUGAUGAAGUUUGCACGAAAGCUGCCCAAGCCCUUUACGAUCUUUAUGACCGUGUCACAGAUCGGGUAGUCCUUGCCAGUAUCAUGCCACGAACUGUUUCGGCAUUGGCUAAAGUUCUGAGGCCAACAACGCAAGUCCGGAGAUCAUACAUGCUGCUUGAAUUGUGUUUGAAAACACUUACCCGCCUCUUGAGAGCUGUUCUUAAUGACGAAGUCGCCGCUGAUGUCUCCCCGCCCCCGCUGGGAAGCGAGAAAAUGGCUCUGGAUGAAUCGUGGUUGAAGGCUACAACAACACAAAUCAAGUUGGCAUUGGCCAAUGUCAUUCAAGUCCGUCGUCAUCAGCGAAUCGAAGUUCAGGACGCCCUCUUGGACCUCUGCAUGAUGGUGAUUGAACAGUGUCAAACCACUUUGUCAGACUCUGUGCCUAUUAUGGUUGAAACUAUCGUGGUUCUGGCAUACAGAGAGGAUGAAGAAAACAAUAAGGCGUACCAGCACCUAACUCAUCUUGCUACUACAUAUCCUGCCGUGCUGGAUUCUCUCAAAGAAUCAUUGCACACAUGGCUCACAUCAUUCGCUCGGAUCAUGCAAGGCAAUGACGAGACAGCCAAACAGAGGGGACUACGUCAGAUUUCAACCGUUUUCCAAGUGUUGUCUCAAGUCCAGUGUGGAUCGAAUUUGCUGACCACCGGAUUGGCAUCCGGUCUAUGUGACAGUCUGAGUGGAGUCGUUAAAGAAAGUACCAACUCACUUCAACCCCUGAACACGGAUGAUGUCGUUCUAUUGAGACCAAACGACCCAUCUGUGAUGUCUGGAGUGUUCCCGUCAGUUCUUCUGGAACACCAGAGUCAACAACAGACCCUGAAGGACCUACGCUCGAUGAUUAGCCGACUGAAUCUAGCCGAAUCUGGAAUUGAAAUCACUCGAUCAAUUGUGAGCCGGAUUCAGAGCACCGGUGAUCACGCCAUUGCGCCGUUCUGGCUGGCAAUGACAUUCCUACGUGAUAGCACUACAGUCACAGCCAGUUUCGAUGAUUUCAUUUCUCUUGAAGCCGUGGAGCACACUUCCCCAUCAUCUUCACGUGGUAAAAUGAUUGAGGAGAUGUACAACAUUUCAUUGAACAUGCUGAACGAAGAUAAAGUAGUCGGUGUUGAGGGUGACUGGCGUGCAUCAGCACUUGCAUUGGAGGCCGUGGCACUCCAAGCUCAACAACUUGGCGAAGCUUUCCGACCCGAGCUCAUGGAUGCGCUCUAUCCGGUACUGCAACUGAUGACAAGUCGGAACCCAGACCUUGAACGACAUGCCAUGAUCUGCCUCAAUAUUUUAACCAGAGCUUGCAAUUAUGCGGACGCAAGCUCAAUGGUCAUCGCAAAUGUAGACUACCUGGUGAACUCGGUGGCUUUGAAACUUAAUAUCUUUGCUGUGUCCCCAUUUCCGGCGUCGGUUCUAUGGAUGAUGGUGAGGCUUUGUGGUGCACCGUUGAUUCCAUAUCUUGAUGAUCUGAUUGACUCGAUAUUGCACCUUGUGGAUCUGUAUCACGGCUACCCCAUCUUCACCCGGAUGAUGUUCAAAGUCCUGGGGGCAAUCGUGGACGAAGGAAUAAAUGAGCCAUCCAUGCUUACGAUCGAUGAGGGCAAAGAACAUGGUCCCCUAGGCAACCAAAAACCUCGCUAUGAACAUCUCUCAAUCUCGACCAUCGCAGCAGACAUCGCCAACCGAAAGGCCAAACGCGAUCAGCGCGCCAAGGAUGAAGUGGUAGAUGCCGACGGCAAAAUCUCCCACCCCAAGAAGCCGUGGGCUGAAACAUACGACAAACCCAAACCCGAGCCCUCAAUCGAAGAACUACUCGACCAAGCUGAAUCCGACGAGCCACUCCCACCACCAAAGGAGCCAGAAGACGCCGAGAAGCCACUUAGCAAAACACACGCUCUUCUCGUGCACAUCGCCAAACAAAUUCCAUCACACCUAACCACACCCUCCCUUGACCUUCGUAAAGCCCUCCUCGAGAUGCUGACCGACAUGAUCCCGGUCCUAUCCCAGCACGAAACCAGUUUCCUGCCCUUAAUAAACGACCUCUGGCCCACAGUUGCACAGCGAAGUGCUCCCAAUGAUCCAGCUGGAAGCAUGGCCGAAGAGACAACACGCCGAGCGAAAGGGGCAAGGAUCCCCGACACAGAGGAAAACAUGGAAAAAGAUAUCUACGUCACUGAAGCAAGGGCCAAGGUAAUCGGAGCAAUGUGCAAAGGCGCCGGCGACUUCAUGGCCUCGCGCGUCGAAGCCGACUUCCCAGGAUGGAACGCCUGGUACGAAAUGAAGUGGAAGACGAUGGGUAAUUGGGCCGAAUAUGGGCAGCCCCAUAAUUGGUCCCCUCGGCAGACCCCUGCUACUGUCCGGCUUGAGGGUUCUGCUACCGAUAUCGCUACUGGCGCUCGCAUCACUUUUGGCAUACCCUUCAACCCGCACCUCGCUAUCGAGAAGGCAUACCCCGGAUCGAGGUACUUCUCGCAUGACCAUCGUCACUGGCGCUCUCUGAUUGAGCUUUUCAUGACUGUGCUUGAGAAUGUCCGUCUUCCUUUGGAAAUUGGAGAUCGCAUCUGUGAGCACUUCGCCGCGUGGAUUGCGCUCUUUGUCGGGCCGUAUUAUUAUUUCCACAAGAUGAGGACUGAGACUACCGAUUUCGCUCCGGGGGAUGCUGUACUUCCUGUUGAGAGGGCCAUCCGUGCGAUGGAGGCGUGGAAUUCGGAUCUGACGUGGUUUCUGUUUACGAAGCACCUUGUGGAAGGGGAUGAGGGGUUGAAGGAGCUUAAGGUUGAUGAGGAUACUAUGAAUGUGAGAUUGGGAGGUGAGGGUGAGGAUCAGGUUGUGCGUCGACUGGCGGCAAUGUCGUUUUAA